ACCAGCACCACAUAUGGAGAAUAUAGCAGCAGGACCACAAUCACUACCAUCCCGUACUCAGGGACCACUACGACAAGCCAAUCCUCAAUCCUCCCAACCCCAGCGCCGCCUGGCACUGUCUACGCGACCACGUACGGAGAUUAUUCCGAUACCACUACGUUGACAGUGAUCCCAUACAGUGGAACUGUAUCAGGCACAAUCUCCAUCGCGCCGCCUGGCACGGUCUACGCAACUACCUAUGGAGAUUAUUCCGAUACUACUACUUUGACAGUAAUUCCUUACAGCGGAACCGUAUCAGGUACAAUCUCCAUCGGCUCUCCAACGCCAGCGCCGCCUGGCACGGUCUACGCAACUACCUAUGGAGAUUACUCGGACACCACUACUUUAACAGUGAUUCCUUACAGCGGAACCGUAUCGGGCACAAUCUCCAUC
Messenger RNA from Pseudocercospora fijiensis CIRAD86, 432 nucleotides. RefSeq names its product C-type lectin. Lineage: Eukaryota; Fungi; Ascomycota; Dothideomycetes; Mycosphaerellales; Mycosphaerellaceae. The annotation marks the transcript as partial. The transcript has 4 exons. The record is from RefSeq and is a predicted model, not a curated record.